GCAGACCAAUGAAUUCAUGAAAUUGGUUGAAUGGGAAAGAGUUGGUUGACCAAAAGUUUUCUAUUCAUAGCUUUAUGUAGUUUUAGCUUUGUAUUGGCUAUUUUGAUUUAUAUUGUUUUCUACUUUUUGAUGAUACCUCCCACUUUUUAUCGUAUGCCCUUGUUUUUUGACUUUUCUUCACCAUAUCCUGUUGCUAUGGUGAAGCUUCCUUGCAAGAAACUUCGUUAUAUGAAUCAAUUGGAAGGCACUUUGCACGUUUGUUUUCCAGAUUCUCCACGCAAUAUGAAUUUAGGAAUGCUCAAGUUUACGCUGGAAUUGUUGGAUACCCACGAAACACUAUUUUAUUCCCGUUUUCGACCUACCAUACUACGUUAUAAGAAUGACUUGGAAAUCAAGAUGGAAACUUGGACUCAACUCGUUUUUCUGUUGUUUGGAUGGAAAAAACGACAACAAUGUCAAAGUUUGGUAUUGCUAGAAUACAAGGAAGUGAGUGGUGAUGGAUUCUUGAGACGUUGCAAAGAGGACUUGAUUUUGAGAAUUUGGAUAAACAAAGCAGAUGUGGAGGUUUAUCAUUCAGAAUUGCUAUUGAAGGGACGAUUGAGAGUGGACCUUAUCAUCCAUCAUCAUUGGUAGUUUAUGGUUUUGGUCGUUUUCUUUUCUU
Messenger RNA from Galdieria sulphuraria, 661 nucleotides. RefSeq lists its product as hypothetical. The coding region runs from base 31 to 633 and encodes 200 amino acids. Gene Ontology annotation, biological process: lipid storage; lipid droplet organization. NCBI's taxonomy places the organism in Eukaryota, Rhodophyta, Bangiophyceae, Galdieriales, Galdieriaceae. The record is from RefSeq and is a predicted model, not a curated record. Gene Ontology annotation, cellular component: endoplasmic reticulum membrane. The transcript has 7 exons.